Molecule: messenger RNA, 1989 nt
Organism: Nelumbo nucifera (sacred lotus)
Lineage: Eukaryota; Viridiplantae; Streptophyta; Magnoliopsida; Proteales; Nelumbonaceae
Gene: CKX7
Product: cytokinin oxidase 7
Biological process (GO): cytokinin metabolic process
Molecular function (GO): cytokinin dehydrogenase activity; FAD binding
Source: RefSeq, a predicted model, not a curated record
AAACAAUAACCAAAUCCCUCUCCCUCCAAUUUUACCUCUUUCUUGUUCGUUUCUUUUACAAAUCCCCCAACCUUACUGGGAAAUCACCGCGAUACACAGGAUCGUCAAACAGAGAGAGAGAGAGAGAGAGAGAGAGAGAGAGGCAUAGUGAGUUCAAUUCUGCUUCGCCACAAACCAGAGAAGGAAUCCAAAUCCUCCGCCAACGGCAACGAUGAUAGCGUUCCUCGAGCGAUUCGUUCAUGAAAAUGAAACUGAAACAAGACCAGGCGACGACGACGAUGCAAGCCUAUUAAGAGGCCUCGAGUUACAAGGCACAAUAGAUUUCGUCCGCACCGCUGCUGCUGCCAAGGAUUUCGGCGGUAUCAUUGAAGCAAAGCCGCUAGCAGUCAUCAGGCCAGCCUCCCGAGAAGACGUAGUAAGAGUAAUCAGAGCGGCUUCCAGGUCCGCCCAUCUCACGGUCGCUGCAAGGGGUAACGGCCACUCCAUCAAUGGACAGGCUAUGACGGACAGAGGGCUGGUGAUCGACAUGGGGUCCAUGGAAACUCAGAUUGAGGUGGUGAGGUUUGGCGACUCGGCUUACGUCGACGUCGGAGGGGGAGUGCUGUGGGAAGAUGUGCUCAAACGGUGCGUACGGGGCUUCGGUCUGGCGCCCAGGUCUUGGACCGACUACCUUGGCCUGACGGUCGGUGGUACGCUAUCCAACGCCGGGAUAAGUGGUCAAGCCUUUCGCUACGGACCACAGACAUCGAAUGUAACGGAACUAGAGGUCGUAACGGGUAAAGGAGAUAUCUUAGUUUGCUCUGAGACGCAGAACGCGGAACUAUUCUUCGGGGUUCUUGGCGGUCUCGGUCAGUUCGGAAUCAUUACCAGAGCCAGAGUUCCGUUACAAACCGCUCCAGACAGGGUGAGAUGGAUAAGAUUAGUGUAUGUGGAGUUCAAGGAAUUCGCGGGUGACGCCGAGUUCCUGAUAACUCGGCCGGAAGGAGAAGGUGAGUCGUUCGACUACGUGGAGGGAUUCGCUUUCGUUAACAGCGACGACCGGGUGAACGGUUGGCCGUCGGUGCCGCUACGGUCAGACCAACGGUUCGAUCCUAGUUUGAUCCCUGGAACCGCCGGACCCGUGCUCUACUGUCUGGAGCUUGCCUUGCAUCAUCACAACAUGAACAACAACAACGACAAAGACGACGAUCCCUCCACCGUGGAUGAGGUGAUGGGGCACAAUCUUGGACGGCUGAGAUUUUGUAGGGAUCUCAAGUUCGAGCUGGAUACUAGUUACAUGGAGUUCCUACUGCGUGUGAAGCGGGUGGAGCAAGAGGCAAAAGCCAACGGCAUCUGGGACGCACCUCACCCUUGGUUGAACCUCCUCGUCUCCAGCCGGGACAUCCUGGAUUUCGAUCGCCUCGUCUUUAAGAACAUCCUCAACCAUGGGAUUGGUGGGCCCAUGUUAGUCUACCCUCUACUCAGAAGCAAGUGGGAUGGCCGGACGUCGGUGGUAUUACCGGAAGCUAAAAUAUUCUAUUUGAUCGCAUUGCUGCGGUUCGGUCCUCCGUGUCCAAAGGGUCCGGCCGUGGAAGAAUUGAUAUCCCAGAACAAGGAGAUCAUCCAGUGCUGUAUAGAUCACGGGUUCGAUUUUAAGCUCUACCUCCCCCACUACCGAUCAGAGGAGCAAUGGAAGUUGCACUUUGGAGAUCAAUGGUCCAGAUUCGUCGAGAGGAAGGACCGUUUUGAUCCGUUGGCCAUCCUGGCGCCGGGACAGAAGAUCUUUUCCAGGACCCACCACCCGUCGCUCUAAUUAAUUUUUAAUUCAACUUAUCUAUUUAUAAGAAAAAGGAAAAAAAGCAGUCCAUAUCUUGUCGUCGUCUUCAUUUAUUGUUGUUGUUGUCGUUAGUUGUAAGAAGGUAACGGUGAUAUGACGAUGAAAUCAUUUGUUGUUCUCAGUCAGUUAUUUAUUAUGAAUGCAAGAAUAUGACGUUGAUGAGGGUGACUUAA